This is a messenger RNA of Dioszegia hungarica, 843 nucleotides long. RefSeq lists its product as uncharacterized. Gene Ontology annotation, molecular function: 2,4-dienoyl-CoA reductase (NADPH) activity. The record is from RefSeq and is a predicted model, not a curated record. Gene Ontology annotation, biological process: fatty acid catabolic process. Lineage: Eukaryota; Fungi; Basidiomycota; Tremellomycetes; Tremellales; Bulleribasidiaceae. The transcript is spliced from 8 exons. Bases 1 to 843 code for a protein of 280 amino acids.
AUGGACACCUUCCAGAAAGACCUAUUCAAGGGCAAAGUCCUCUUCUGUACCGGAGGCAGGUCAGGGAUAUGCUACACUAUCACAGAGCAGAUGAUGCGUCUCGGAUGCUCUGCUGCGAUUGUUGGGCGAGACGCCAAGGGCCUGGAAGAGUCCGCUAGGGCGCUCGAGAAGUCUUCGGGCGGUAAGGGAAGGUGCAUCGCUACUUCUGCCGAUGUCCGAGACCCGUCUCAGGUCGGACGGGCGGUUGAAGCUACAAUCAAAGAGUUUGGGAAGAUCGACUUUGUCAUCUGCGGCGCUGCUGGAAACUUCCUCGCACCCAUCUCUACCCUCUCCGCCAACGCCUUCCGAACCGUGAUCGAGAUCGACCUUCUCGGGACAUACCACACCAUCAAGUCUACUCUCGCGCACGUUCGCAAGUCUCAGGGGAGCUACAUCCACAUCUCGGCGACGCUACACUACCGCGGAGUGCCUUUCCAGCCGCAUGUGGCCGCUGCGAAGGCGGGGGUGGACGCGCUGAGUCAAGCACUGGCGGUAGAGGAGGGGCCGAGGGGCGUCAGAAGCAACGUGAUUGCGCCUGGACCUAUCGGGGACACGGAGGGCAUGUCGAGACUUACGCCUAAAGGGUCAAACGUGGAGGCCCAGAUCCCUCUCGGACGCAUGGGCAAGAAAGAGGAUAUCGCUCAAGCCGCCACGUUCCUCUUCUCCCCAGCUGGAUCAUGGAUCACCGGCUCAGUAAUGGUGGUCGAUGGAGGCGAGAGCCACAUCAGGGCUCCGAUGCUGCCGUAUCCCUCUUCGGUGCUCGACCCAGACAGCGUCAAGAAUCUCGUCAAGGCGCGCAUGUAA